Messenger RNA from Pelobates cultripes (western spadefoot toad), 1038 nucleotides. NCBI's taxonomy places the organism in Eukaryota, Metazoa, Chordata, Amphibia, Anura, Pelobatidae. The record is from the annotation of a GenBank genome assembly.
AUGGGUGGUGCAUGUGGUUCUGUGCCCACAGUGGUUGGUGAAGGAGUAGAAGAGCCUCUGCCUGAAGAUACAGAAGAACAACUGAGCAAUGGUGAUGGCACUUUGGAACUGAGUGGACGAAAGAUGCCACGUCUGCCAAACUCCAUCUGCACCCUGUCAGACCAUCUCUACAAGCUCUAUCUUAGUGGUACCAUGCUGACCGAGUUACCAGAUGACCUGUAUCAGCUGCACAACUUGCGUACUCUGGCUCUUGAUGGCAACCGACUCCCUGAGCUACCAGAAGCAGUGUGCUCCUUGCCACACCUGGGACGUCUUUAUUUGGGGGCAAACCGCCUGCAAGGUCUUCCACCAUCAUUUGCACGUCUUCAGACUCUGCGAACCCUUUGGAUUGAACGCAACUUUUUUCAUUAUUUUCCACGAGUGUUAUUAAGCAUGCCUGCCUUGCGCUGUUUGCAAAUGGGUGAUAACCGCUUGAAGGGUCUUCCAGCUGAGAUGGCUGAAGCCAUGCCAGGCCUCAGAGGACUUUGGCUUUAUGCAAACCGAUUGGAGCGUGUACCAAAGGUUCUUUUGCGAUUACAAGGACUAGAAAUGUUAGAUCUGGAUCGGAACCGCAUUACAAAUUUUCCAGACAUGAGUGUGAUGAAAGGGUUACAUUUGCUAUCCUAUGACCACAACCCUGUGACUCGACCACCAACUGUAGGUGACACUGUCACAUUGGUGGGAGAGGGUGCCCAGGAACUUAUGGAAGAACGGGAGGAGCGACGGAGACAACAGGAAGAAGAAGAAAUGGAAGAACGUGAAAGAGAACAACAAGCUGCAGAGAACGACACCUGUGAAGGGGCUGUGGAAGAAGGAGAAGGUGAUGAAGGUGAGGAACCAUUUGAAGAGGAAGAAGAGGAACGAAAACAUUUCCAUGAAGACUAUUAUCAUGAAGAAGGGGAUGAAGAGUAUUACCAAGAAGAUGAUGGAUAUUAUCUUGAUGACGAAGGUUAUUACCCCAUUGAGACAGAUAACUAUUACUCCAGACGGGAUUACUAA